This is a messenger RNA of Anarrhichthys ocellatus (wolf-eel), 523 nucleotides long. RefSeq names its product PIGY upstream open reading frame. Gene Ontology annotation, cellular component: glycosylphosphatidylinositol-N-acetylglucosaminyltransferase (GPI-GnT) complex. NCBI's taxonomy places the organism in Eukaryota, Metazoa, Chordata, Actinopteri, Perciformes, Anarhichadidae. The transcript has a single exon. The record is from RefSeq and is a predicted model, not a curated record. Bases 11 to 223 code for a protein of 70 amino acids. Gene Ontology annotation, biological process: GPI anchor biosynthetic process.
AUCUGCCAGUAUGUUCUCCCUGUCCAUGAUGGUGGGGCUGGUCCCGGUGGUGUCGCUCUUUGGUCUGUUCUACUCUGCUGCAGUGGAUGAGAGCUUCCCUCAGGGCUGCACCAGCAGUAGCAGUCUGUGUUUCUACAGCCUGCUGCUGCCCGUCACCAUCCCUGUCUACGUCUUCUUCCACCUCUGGAGCUGGAUCGGGAUCAAGCUCUUUAGACACAACUAGGCUGUUCUCCUUCUGUUCUGUUACACUUCAUCUGUUGGUGAUGUACCGAGCCUUUCUGGACCCAUUCUGUUUCUUCAUUGAUAAAAGGUAAAAAUAGAACGGUUUGACAUUCCAUCAGCACAGCUACAAUGGAGUUUAAUAGCCACAAACAGUUGAGCUCCUGAUGACAAAGUAGUAGAUUAACACCUGAACAUGUGGUUCGUACAGUGUCAGGCACAUUUGGAAGGUUGACUAUUUGGGUGUGACAUAUGUACGUUGCUGUGGUGGUGAAAUGAAUAAAGGUGACGUUACACAACUUAA